Molecule: messenger RNA, 1496 nt
Organism: Solenopsis invicta (red fire ant)
Lineage: Eukaryota; Metazoa; Arthropoda; Insecta; Hymenoptera; Formicidae
Product: short-chain dehydrogenase/reductase family 16C member 6
Exons: 8
Coding region: 236-1159 (307 amino acids)
Cellular component (GO): lipid droplet
Molecular function (GO): oxidoreductase activity, acting on the CH-OH group of donors, NAD or NADP as acceptor
Source: RefSeq, a predicted model, not a curated record
AUAGCGUCUGAUGCACACGAUUGCGCCGGCCAGUUUGCAAACGUGGUAGUAGCGGAAAAUUUGUGUUGGUGGCGGUCAGAGAACAGAGAAGCUCUAUAACCGGACGUGGUUUAGUCGCGGUCCGUACACGAACGGCGACGGUUCGCAACUCGAACAUCAAAGUUCGCGUCGGUGCACUGUGACGGAUGUAAAAGAGAGAGAUUUUCGCUGACAAGGGCCACAAUAUCAAACAGUCAUGGUAAAAGCGUACAACGGCGCAUUGAUCCUUGCGGACGUAUUGCUGCUUAUCUUGAAGAUCCUAUAUUACAUUUGCGAGAGCGUGUAUAAAUUUUUUGUUCCAGCAGAAGAAAAAAGCGUAUCUGGUGAAAUAGUUUUGAUAACAGGCACUGGUCAUGGUAUCGGCAAAGAAUUGGCCCUUCGUUAUGCGUCAUUGGGCGCAACGGUGGUUUGCUGGGACGUGAACCCAGAAUCGAACGAACAGACGGUGAAUGAAAUAAAGAAAUCUGGAGCAGCCACAGCAUACGCAUAUCAAUGCGACGUGUCGAAGAGAGAGCAAAUCAUCAGCGUAGCCGAAAGAGUCAAAAAAGAAGUCGGUGACGUGACUAUUCUAGUUAAUAAUGCUGGAAUCAUGCAGUGCCACGCAUUCCUUGAUCACACAGCCGAUGAAAUUAGACGGGUCUUUGAUAUUAACGUGCUAGCCCACUUCUGGAUGCUACAAGCGUUUCUUCCAACGAUGAUCGAAAAAAACCAUGGCCACGUAGUUGCACUCUCCUCACUGGCUGGAAUCGGUGGCCUUCCAAAUUUAGUUCCGUACUGCGCUUCGAAAUUUGCAGUUAGAGGGCUUAUGGAAUCGAUCAGCGAGGAACUACGAAUAACCAGCAAAGGAAAAUCAAUGAUUAAAUUCACCACCAUUUAUCCUUACAUGGUAGACACUGGUCUUUGCAAGAAACCAAAAAUGAGGUUCCCGAGUGCCAUGCCGUUGGUUUCACCGGGACAAGCAGCCUCAGAAAUAAUUCAGGCGCAAAGGCGCAAUUACCGCGAAAAAACUGUGCCUCAACAUUGGUUAACAAUCAGUACGAUAACAAGACUUUUGCCCGACAACGCAAUACGCUGCUUGAUCGACUUUUGUGACAGCGGUGUUGAGGUUCCAGACAGCUAACAACUGCAAACAGAAAUCCUUGAUUAAUUUAAAACAUGUGAAUAAUGUCAAUAGAAAACAAUGUAGUGUUCACGAUAAUUUCUUUCAAUAUUGUACAAAAAAUUUAUUUACCAUUUACGUUAUAUUAUACGUAUUGUUAUUAGUAUAAAAUACCUACAUUUGCGCAUUAAUUCUUGACAGGGCUUAGUCGUGAUUUAUUAAUAAUUAUUGAGAAUAGCCAAACAAACAUCCUUGAUUAAUUUGAAACAUGUGAAUAAAAUUUGUUUUUAUAUCGUAUCCAAUAGAUAAUUAUGUCAUUAUUUAUAAGACGUCGUACAAAAUAAAUUUCAGGGUAGCC